This is a messenger RNA of Plectropomus leopardus (leopard coralgrouper), 1953 nucleotides long. Lineage: Eukaryota; Metazoa; Chordata; Actinopteri; Perciformes; Serranidae. The record is from RefSeq and is a predicted model, not a curated record.
AUGAUUCAGGACAGACAGAAAGUUGACACAGAGUUGUGCGAGCUGAGAGAGGCUCUCAAAGAUGCUGAGACAAGAGCAAAGACAUGCGAAGAAGAACGAAACCAGGCGAUCCAGAAAUGCCAGACAACUACAGAGACGCAGAAGACGUUGUUGAAUCAAAUAGAGGAGAUGAAUCAGAGGCUUCGCCUCACAAGAGAGAAUCACUCUGAAGUGCAAGAACAGCUGCGUGAAGCCAACAACAAGAUUAGCCAAGCAUGCCUGGAAAAAGCCAUCCUGUCGACACAAGUGCUAAAGCUGGAGGAUAAUGCAAAAGAACUGAAGGCCAAACUGACAUCGGCUCUGUCUGACAAAAAUCACCUGAUCCAGCAGAAAGCAGAUCUGCACCAGAGGGCCCAACAAGGUUCAGAUGGUUGUGAUGUCCCCGUCAUUCAGGCUGACACCAAGUCACACAACAACAAACAAGCUGAGCUGAUAAAGGAAGAAGUGAAGGCUCUCAGAGAGGUAAAUGAAAAGCUGACAGGUGAGCUUCAGAUGAUUCAGGAGAAACUGAAAACAUCACAGUCUCAGCUUCAGGAGGUAACAGCGGAGAGGGCCACAGACUCCAAACAGAUCACAGAUCUGCAGGCAGAACGAUCUCAGCUGAUCAGAGACAAAGAGGAGCUGCUGAGGAGAAUGAAUGAAGCUGGAAACGAGCAGUUAAUAGAGACGAAAGAAAAGUGCUGCAAGCUGAGAGAAUCUGUAGAAGUUUUGGAAUUAGAAAAGCAGAAGCUGCAGGAUCGGUGUCUGUGUUUGGAGGCUGAGGUUCUUGAGAAGGAAGAGAAGCUACAGCUGCGAGAGGAAGAGCAUCUGAAACAAGAUUCAACGAGAGUCCAGAGAAUUGAGGAACUAAAAGCUGUGGCUUCACAUUGGGCAGAGAAAUGGGAAAAGGUGGCUUUGACACUGCAUUUGACAAAGGAGGAGCUAGAGGGACUCAAGAAGAGCAACUCCAGAAAUGAAACAGAAUCAGGCUCACUGCUCAGGGUUGAGCUUGAUGCAUGCAAACAGGAGCUGGAGCUGGAGAGGAGCAGGGGUGGUAAAACUUUGGUGCACACUGAGGACACAGAGACACAGACAGACUUAUCAGAAUCCUCUUUGUUAUGGGAGCCACCAUCAGACGCCCACAGCAGCCAAAACAAAGCCCCACAGGUGUGUAUACAAAGCAGUGAGGUGCAAAGACUGAAGCAAAAACUGUCACUAAGAGAGAAGGAACUGAGGGAAAAGGAAGAAGCUUUGACGAGUUUAGAGAGGCUGAGAGAGACAGAAAACACUUUGGCUCAACUCAAGAUUGCUGCUCUAGAGCUCAAGGUUAAAGAUGAGAAACCAUCUGCUGAAGGCAGGAAGGAUAAAACUGUCUGUCCAGUUCUACUAGAGACGGAGCAGCAGAGGAGGAUGGUCACUGAGCAGCUAAAGAGUCUGUUUAAGGGGCGAGAAGGAAAGGACAUUGGGAAGGCUGACAGCAGAUCAGCAGCAGGUCAAACAGGAGCCUCUUCACUGCAAGACUGGUCCCAAACAUCUAAAGCUGUAAGGGGUGCAGUGGACAGGAGGAGCUGGCAGCAGCACAGCUCUGGUUUGAUGCCAGUGUUUGAGGAGGACGAGGAGGGCGUCGAUCUGCCAGGAGAGGAGGAGGGAGGGUCAGCAGAAGAAGCUCAUACCGAGGGAAACGUCCACAACCAGAGCCAACAGAUGUCAACUAUGCGUGCAGAAGUCUGCAAUCUGAAGGCUAAAAAUGAGAAUCUGCUGCAAGCCACAUUAAGGUGCAAGCAACCAACCCAGGACAAAUCUCAUCAUUGUUCGGAUGAGGUCGACCUGCCACUGACGAGGCCACUUUCCCUUUACCCUGAUGGAAUAUUCCUGGCUGAGUUUGUAGAUAUCUGUAGCCCUGAUGAAGAUGAAGAGGAGGGAGAGGAUGAAUGA